This is a messenger RNA of Ceratitis capitata (Mediterranean fruit fly), 1194 nucleotides long. RefSeq names its product odorant receptor 43b-like. Gene Ontology annotation, cellular component: plasma membrane. Bases 1 to 1194 code for a protein of 397 amino acids. Gene Ontology annotation, molecular function: odorant binding; olfactory receptor activity. NCBI's taxonomy places the organism in Eukaryota, Metazoa, Arthropoda, Insecta, Diptera, Tephritidae. The transcript has 3 exons. Gene Ontology annotation, biological process: sensory perception of smell; detection of chemical stimulus involved in sensory perception of smell. The record is from RefSeq and is a predicted model, not a curated record.
AUGCGGAAAAUUGGCGAUUUGUGUUAUGGGCGUGGCAAAAAUAACGUUUAUAUAAAAGAAUCUUUCCGACUUCUCUUCUUCAGUUGGUCUUUAACUGGCAUUGCACCAACUAAAACACCUCGUCUCUUCAAUACUAUUUUCAUGAUUAUUUGCUGGUGUGGUAUUCUGAUGUGCCCAUAUUGCUUUAUUGCCGGUGCCGUUAAUUCCAUGAAAACUUCAGUCAUUACCGUGACACUGGUAAAUUUACAAGCGGCCCUCAACGGCAUAGCUUUGCCAUUGAAAGCGAUCACCAUUGCCGUUAAUGUGAAGCGUUUACGCAGCAUCGAUAAUAUUUUCAAGGAAUUGGAUAACAGCUACACGGACCCAGUUCAUCAUGAGCUGAUUAAAAAGUCUGUGAUGCGCUGCACACGUUUAUUCGUUGUAUUUCUCACCGUUUACUGGCUAUAUGGCAUUACCAGCUGCACGGCGGCAUUAUUCUCACAUAAAUAUCCGCACUCCAUGCAGAUUCCAUUCAUCGAUUGGCUACCGGAUUCAGAUGUAAAAUAUUGGCUGCACUAUAUCUUGGAAGCAUCCUACUUUUUCUUUUUGCUGCUAGUAAAUCUCACGAAUGAUGUUUUUCCUGCGAUUUACAUAAAAGCUAUUCGUACGCACUUGUAUUUGUUGACAGAACGGGUGAGUACAAUUGGCAAGAAAUCCGAAACAACCGCUGAGCAGAAUUACGACACUUUAGUGGAAUGCAUUAUUUCGCAUCAGAAGUUACUUAGAAUUUCUGACACCGUCGGUGAUGUGAUAUCGAAGUCAAUUUUCUUUCAACUCGCCGUUUACUCAACCAUACUUUGUAUUUGUAUGCUUAAUAUGCUCAUAUUCGCGGACACCACAUAUAUAUUGGUUACAUUGGUGUAUCUUAUACCAGUUUUGUCGCAGACCAUACCUAGCUGUUAUCAGGCCUCUAUGCUCGAGGCUGAAUCCACUAAAUUGAGUGUGGCAAUUUUCCAUACCAACUGGUGGAAUCUGGAUAAGCGUUGCCACAAAUUGCUCAUAUAUUUUAUACAACGGUCGCAACAAGAAAUGGUUUUCACGGCAGUUAAAUUGUUUCAAAUUAGUUUGAAAACAAAUUUAACGAUCGCCAAAUUCUCAUUUACUUUGUAUACAUUCAUAAAUAAAAUGGGCAUUGGAGAGACAUGGAAGAAUUAA